Chrysemys picta bellii (western painted turtle) is the source of this 2576-nucleotide messenger RNA. RefSeq names its product KLF transcription factor 7 (gene KLF7). The record is from RefSeq and is a predicted model, not a curated record. Gene Ontology annotation, biological process: regulation of transcription by RNA polymerase II. Gene Ontology annotation, molecular function: DNA-binding transcription factor activity, RNA polymerase II-specific; RNA polymerase II cis-regulatory region sequence-specific DNA binding. Lineage: Eukaryota; Metazoa; Chordata; Testudines; Emydidae.
GGACAAUGGGGGCUGAGAAAAAAAGCGAUCGCGAGAAAAAAAAAUGCAACCUCCCAAAAAUAAAGAGCAAAGAUUGCACUGAGCAGCGAGCAGCAAUGCAGAAAUAGAUGGCAGUUUCGUGUCAGUGAGUUUGCAUUCCCCCUUCCUGGUCCAAGAAGUGGAGUGAUUAGAGCCCUGGAAGGGAAUUGCAUUUACUACAAGUGGAAGAGUCCCCCCUCUUUUGCUGGCUGCUGUUUGCACUGUACAUAUUGGGUGCAUCUAGCCAUUCUCACUGGGUUGUUUUUUUUCCCUCCCCUCUCUUUCCUGAAUUGAUUUUUGGGGGGUACAGUGUGACAGAAACAAAACAAAACAAAAAAAAGGGACAUUGGAUCUAUUGUUGUUUUUUAUGCUCAAAAACAAAACCCCACCACAAACAAACAAACACAAAACAAAACAAAAGGGUUUUGUUCAGCAGCAGCAUGGAUGUGUUGGCUAGUUAUAGUAUAUUCCAGGAACUACAGCUUGUCCACGACACCGGCUACUUCUCGGCUUUGCCAUCCUUGGAGGAAAACUGGCAGCAGACAUGCCUUGAGUUGGAACGUUAUCUUCAGACAGAGCCAAGGAAGAUCUCAGAGAACUUUGGUGAGGAUUUGGACUGUUUCCUUCACACCUCCUCUCCUCCAGGCUCAGAGGACAGUAUCCGACGGCUGGACCCCAUCCUGUUGCCAGUAGAGACGAGUACAUGCGACAAAAGCACCAACAUGGACCUUAUCCUCUCACGGGACAAGCUGCUGUCUGAGACCUGCCUCAGCUUGCAGCCCACCGGCUCUUCCAUAGAGGGUUACGCCGCUGUCAACCAGGCUCAACUCAACGCAGUGACCUCAUUAACGCCCCCUUCCUCUCCUGAGCUCAGCCGCCAUCUGGUAAAAACCCCACAAACUCUCGCCGCAGUGGACGGCACGGUGACGUUGAAAUUGGUGGCCAAGAAGGCGUCGCUCACCUCAGUCAAGGUGGGAGUGGCGGCGGUGGCAGCAGGAGGCACGAUAAAGAGCGGGCAGAAUGACAGCGAGCAAGGAGGGGCAGGGGCCGAGGCAUCCCCGGAAAACAAGAAGAGGGUUCAUCGCUGUCAGUUCAAUGGGUGCCGGAAGGUUUAUACAAAGAGCUCCCACUUAAAGGCUCAUCAGAGGACUCACACAGGUGAGAAGCCUUACAAGUGCUCGUGGGAAGGGUGCGAGUGGCGUUUUGCACGAAGCGACGAGCUCACAAGGCACUACAGGAAACACACAGGGGCAAAACCCUUUAAAUGCAACCAUUGUGACAGGUGUUUUUCCAGGUCUGACCAUCUUGCCCUCCACAUGAAGAGACACAUCUAAGUACCUAAAAUCAGUCAGCAUGGCAUAGAUGUCAGCUGAGCUAAAAGACAUGGCAUGAAGGGUGGAACUCGGUUAUAACCCGCUGCCUUGCAGAAGAAGAGAACUUGAUCACAUGUAAACCUCUGUACACAGACCACACACUCACACUGUCAUGCACCCAACUAUACUUAAAUACAUACAUCUGUUCUUUAUGCCUUGCCCCAGCUGGAUGGAAGAAGGUGCAGGAGAGGAGAUGGGGUAGAGGUGAAGUCAGUAAGAUAGAACAAUUGCUUACAGUACUUCAUCACCCUUGGAUUUGGUUCCAGCUAUUGCCAGUAGAAAUCAAAGUAAAUGGAAGAGGCUUCUCUGCAGAUGGACAGCAAGUAGGAGGGGCUUAUUUAACUCGCUUCUCAAUGCAACUCCAUAGGAGAAUAUGUCGUCUUCAAGUUGCAUAUUUGUAGCACUAACUUUUCUUUUUAAAUAGAUGGGGGGGAAUAAUGACCUAGAAAACCAAAUCCCAGUUUGGUAGCCAAAAUUAACCUCUUGGUUCCUUUAUUCUUUGUCUGAGAAUUCCUAAUGCUCGACACGUCAAACUUCUCACAGACACUUUGAUCUGUCUUGGUUUUGGUUCUUCCUAGAACUGAGCUAUUAAGAUCCUUUUAAGUCAAUACCAAUGGCCUUAAUGGCAGUUGACUGUGGAGUGACACCUGUGACAUAUACAUCAUCUGUUUGGCCUGAGUUUAUGUAGACUUCAUGGAGGAUGAUAUUUUUGUUUGGGUAUUUUUGUGUUAACUUUUUUUAAGCUAUUGCAUGCCCUAUGCACUGGUAGGGAUUAUGGAAGCUGCUGGCAUGACUGGAAAGCAGCCAAAGAAAGAAUCCCUGAAACACCACGUUAUAUCUCCAUAGGCAUCACCUUAUUGCCAUAGCUAGGACUUCUUGUUUUGUCUAAUGAAAACUUGAAAAGCUCAUAUGGAAGCUUAGACAUUUUAUCUUUUCUCCAUGAACAAGUGAUCUUCAGAACUUCUUUUCUUCACCUGCUUAUCUGUCUUGGACUGGCCAAUCAGGCAUGACUACAGAUUUCCUUCAGCACCAUGUGAGCAUGUUGGCUACAAUCCACAGUGAUUGACAAAUUGUGUUGCGUGUUCUUGUUAUUCUAUUGACCAGUUUAAAACAUUGACUUUUAUUUGUUGAAAGAGCACCUGCAAACAUUUAUUUUCUAAGCCUAACUUUUGGUUAAGCAUCUUA